This is a messenger RNA of Exophiala xenobiotica, 4569 nucleotides long. RefSeq lists its product as uncharacterized. NCBI's taxonomy places the organism in Eukaryota, Fungi, Ascomycota, Eurotiomycetes, Chaetothyriales, Herpotrichiellaceae. The record is from RefSeq and is a predicted model, not a curated record. The coding region runs from base 7 to 1878 and encodes 623 amino acids. The transcript has 3 exons.
GUCACCAUGGAGCAGAAUUAUCCUCUGAGCCCCUACUUCGAUGACCGUGCAAGUCGAAUUUCCGCCGUUUCUGACACGUCUUACUAUGGACCAGCCGGCUCGACGUCGUCAACAAGUCACCUGAAUCCGCUACCUCGCAAGUCCGCACCGGUCUCCCACUCGAGCGACUAUGACCCCGUUAUCAAUCCAGCCGACGUACAGGAUCAACAGGCGGGACAAAGGGUCGAUGGCAACUCUUUUUUGCGCUGGUGGGCCGCCGAGAUAGUGGCCAGCAUCCUAUCCAUUGCCUCACUACUAUCCAUCGUCAUUCUCCUGAAGGAGUAUGAAGGCAAAGGCAUCAACGACCUGGGCCUGCCGAGCUGGCUUACGCUCAACGGUAUUGUCGCCACCAUCGCAACAUUCAACAGAGUAUGUAUGAUGCUACCGGUCGGCUCCGCACUCAGUCAAGAGGCAUGGCUCUGGUUCUCUGGAACAGGCCAGACGGGAAAGGUCUCCAGUCGUUUGCAAGACCUGGAAAGGUCGGAUGCCGCGUCUCGAGGCGCAUGGGGCAGCUUGGUACUGUUGUUCCUGUCUCGGAGGCGCUAUCUCGCGUAUUUCGGAGCACUGGUGACGAUAUUGUCCUUGGCUUUCGGCACUUUCACCCAGCAGUUGAUUUCUUACAGUAUGUACCCGAUUCCGUCGUCUCAUACGGACCUGCUUCCAGGGAAUAUCCCACGAGCCGAGACAUGGCAAAAUUUUACCGGCAACCCAGCCGAGGGUGCAAUGUCCAUCCCCUUGACGAUGAAAGCCGCCAUCUACAACGGCAUGCUCUCCGAAGGCGUCGAGCCUAUAACAGCAACAUGUCCGACCGGAAAUUGCACAUGGCCAGUAACGCCGUCGCUGGCCGUGUGCGGCGAAUGCUCGCCGUCUUUUUAUCAAACAUCAUGCAACAAAACAGAGUGUACUUACACCAUGCCCUCAGGUUCCAAGAUGGUGUUUCCCAACGCCACCUACUCGACGGAAGGCAACGGCUUCCAAGUCACCGCAAGCAAGGGUGCCAAGUACAACAGCAGUCACCACGACAAGCUCUACAUUGCCAAUUUCGACGUUUUCGGGGCUCCAUACGACAGUUAUUCGUACACAGGAUGGGAGAAAGACCUCACCUCUCAGGAGUGCGACAUGUGGAUCUGCAUCAAGACCUUCGACGUCGUUACUGCCAACGGCCACCAAACCCAGGCCGUCUCCGACACCUUUUCCGACAUCAACUCAACGCUCCCGGGUGGCUUCUCGGGUGGAGACAACUUCACCUUCCCGCCUUUGCCUGCGAACAUGUCCGGGACGGGGACGCGGACGCCCGAUGGCACCACCAAUUAUACCUUCAACAUGUUCGCAAGCGUCGCGCUGCAAGAGUAUCUGAGUCCCAUGUUCAACGGGACCGUCUUUCUCAACCUCGAGUCGAAUUCGCCUUCAAGCGACGCCGUCGAAGCCCUCUGGAACGGCACGAGCGACAUGAAUGCCUGGAUGUCGAACCUGGCCCUGAGUAUGACGAACAUCAUGCGGAGUACGACACAGGCGAAUCGCGCCGUGUACGACGGUUCUGCCUCCCAGCUAGGUGUGCAUAUUCGUUGGCCGUGGAUCGCGCUGCCGGCGAGCAUGGUGCUCGCGUCACUUGUGUUCUUGGUCGUCAUCAUGAUUGAGACCGCUCGAAGCCCCGUCGAAGCUUGGAAAGGAAGUCCCUUGGCCUACCUGAUCUUUGGCGUCGACCACGAGACGAAAGCUAGCAUGGAAACCCAUGCUGUAGUGGAUGGCUACAAGGACCUGGGCAAGACCAUGGGCAGAACUAAAGCGAUAUUGAAGCACCAACCUACUGGGAAGUGGACCUUUCAAAAGGCUUCUUGACGGGCUAUUCUGAACGACGAAUUCAAGUGUGGAACCCGGGUAUUCUCACUCGGUGUUCGCGUCCACAGACACAAUUCCCGGCUCGUUGACAGGUCACGCUAACACAGGACACAGCUCCUACCAAGGCUCAGAGCAGGCUUUAGCUGCGCAGCUGGAGAGACGACACCCUUGAACCAGAUUCAUUCCGUCUUUGAAAUGACCUUCUCUUCACGCAAGUCACUCUCGAUUGCAGCCCGAUCCACACUGACACUUCCUGCUCGUACUGUUUCAACAUCCGGCACGGCCGAAUGCUUUUCGCCGUCGAAAAUCGCGUCGAUCUCUUCCAGUGUUUUCCCUUUGGUCUCGACCCAGAAAUACCACUGUCGACCAAUUGUCAGUCGCCCACACACACACGUGCCCAGGGCCACCAGAACCGCCGAUCAGAAGCGUUUUACUCACAAUGAGGAAGAAUGUCACAAUGUCCCAGCCUCCGUUGACCAUGUACAUUUUCCAGCCGAUAUUGUUCAGGCCGAUUGGCAUGAUGAAUACGAGUGCCAGUCUGUCCACACAAGCUAGUCAGUCAACUGCCACCAGGCCAAGCCAUCCAUAUAUUGAGAAUUUGGAAAACGGGGCAAGUUGUGCUUACGCAAGACCGUUCAAUGCCAAUUGCGAAAACGCCACGCCGUUGGCACGGAUCGAAUAGUUCAUGACCUCAGGCGGAUAAAGGUACAACAGCGGAGUCCAUGCCACCGAAUAGAAGCCCUGGAAGAGGAACAUGACCGCGACGUCGCCGUAUAUCAGGCCUUUUGAAGCGCCGUCGGGAUCGUCGGCGUACUUCUUGGACAGGCCACCAAUUAUGAACAAGCACACAAUCAGGAGACCUUGGGACAGCAAGGCGGUCGGCUUCCGGCCCCAUAUUGCGGCGAGGUGUGUACCGACCAAACAGCAGGCUAGGCACCAUACGUUUAAGACGACGUUCUAGCCUGUUGUUAGCUAGUUUUCUCGUCGAGAGGGAAAGACUAAAAGGGGGGGAAAAGGCACGAACCGCUUUCAGUUGCUGAUUCGAGCUUGUGAUGCCAGCAGUAUCAAGUUCAGCGCCUAGAUAAUAGCUCGCGAUGAUAUUCCCGGCUAUGCAAGAGAAGGGGCCAGGAGACAUGCCGAUCAAAAGGCGCUUUCGUGCUGUUGGAGUCCUGAUGAUCUCCAUGGGACUCAUGGUCCGUCCUUCUUUCUUCUCCCAAUUAAGAGUGUCAACAAUCUCUUUGUAGACGGUCAACACGACCGGGUCAGUCAAAUCACCGUUGGCAUUGGUCUGAGCGACGACUGUGCGUGCGGCUUCAAAGUGGCCUUGAUGGACCAGCCAGCGUGGUGAUUCGGGGCUAUAAUCCUCGUGAGAACCUCAACCGAGCAAGACGGGGACGCAGCUCACAUGAAUGGCACGACGAGGAUACAGAGAAGCGAAAAGACACCCUGAAAGAGUGAUGGCGCUCGCCAUGCCCAGGUCGAUUGCCACUGCCCAGUUCCGAGGGUAAUGCCGGCGGCGAUCAGCGCGCCAACGCUGCAAACAUGAGUUAUCCGAUUUGGGAUUGCGAUGCUCGACCUCACUAGUAAAAGUCAUUGAGCAGACCGACGCCCCAGGCACGCCAGCGACUGGGAAACGUUUCUGCCAGAUAAACUCCUGAGGCAAUUCCUGACACGGCAGACCCGAAGCCGAGAACAAUACGGGCAAUGACGAACAUAGCGAUGUUCUGCGCCGCGGUUUGCAAAACGACACCAAGCAGAGUGCCGGCAGAGCCCCAGAAGAUAGUCAACCGACGGCCGAAUCUGUCCGUGAUGAUGCCGGUCACGAGAGGACCCAAAAAGCCGCCAAUGAAGACUGAAGCAGUGUUCAGUCCAGUCGUGGCGGUAUUGAGGUUGAAAUAGUCGGUGUAGGAUGGCAGAAUAUUGAGACCGUUGAGCAUGGAGCCGUCAUAGCCGACGGUCUGUGAGGGUUAGCAGGAACACGGCGUGUAUUUUGGGACUUGAAUUCAUGUACUGUAGAUUGGACGAUUGAACAGAGGAUCAAAAGGACAGCGAGGACCUUCGUGGACUCUGGUACCCAGGCGGGCAACCAGGUGUGUGUAGGUGACUUCUUCAGCAUCUUGACGGCUGUAUGAGGUCGGGAAGAGCUCAAAGCUUUGAUACCUCGAAUUACUGCUGGGCGCAUGCUAAGGAUAUGGCAGAGGCCUGGAGAGCUUUUGUUCUCCAGAGGGAGACGAUAAGCAUUGCCGUCGCCGAAGACAAGAGGAGAUAAGCGUAACAUGUUGCAUGGAAGGAUUCACGAGGAGCGAAUGGGAGGAAGGAAGUUGCUCCCCGCAGAUAAGAACAUCCCUUUGGGCACGAGAGAGUAGCACAGGGUCAUGCAUGACCAUGUUACUGCCCUGGUCGGAAGGUGGUAUUGUGGGUGACUGAGGAUUGCAGAUCAGUGGUUCGUGUUCGAUAAGAUUUUCAACUCGGUAUGGUUUCCGUCCCGAAAGCGGCUUAGAGGUUCAUCGCGAGAUCAGGUUGAGAGGAAGAGAACCAUCCAGCUGCCCGCGUAAGGGUGUCACAGAUAUUGUCAUGAACAGACAGGAGCGUGGAGAGUAUCGAUGUUUUGAGUAGCAAGCGGUCCAUAGUACUUAGAUUCUCGGCAAACGCCAAGCUUGAGGAAUUUGCGAAUAGGCAAGUGAUCUGGCC